AUGAGUUUGUUUGAGCUGAUCACAGUUGUUGUGCUGGGUGGGUCUCUCAGCGGUGUAAAAGAAAGAAAUCAGCGUAUCGAUAACCUGACUGGCCCUGAUUUCAGUGCUGAGGCGUCAUUGGUGAAAUGUUCGCUGCAGGGUACGCCUCGUCAACCUGCGUUCUCCGUGGACGGGGACUUUGUUAUCGGAGGUGCUUUCUUCAUCCACUACCAAGUGCAGACAGUGAUCAAUAACUACACCACCAAGCCUGAGCUUCCAAUAUGCAAAGGGAGCUUCAACGCCCGGGGUCUGCGCUUCUCUCGCACAAUGGUCUUUGCAAUUGAGGAAAUAAACAACAGCACAGAGCUGCUGCCGGGCAUUAGACUGGGUUAUCAGAUAUUUGACACUUGCGCCUCUGUGCCUGAUGCCGUGCAUGUGGCAUUUCAGCUUUCAAACGGCCAGGAUCCCGUGUUUUACCAGGGAAACAACUGUUCAAAGUCUGGAGAGGUGAUGGCUGCUGUUGGAGACUCUGGAUCCACUCCCUCCAUCAGCAUCGUACGAAUUAUUGGGUCCUUUAAAAUCCCUCUGGUGAGCCACUUUGCCACCUGUGCCUGCCUUUCAGACAAACAGCAGUUCCCGACUUUUUUCAGAACGAUUCCCAGUGACCAUUACCAAGCUGCUGGAAUGGCCAAACUGGUGAAACACUUUGGCUGGACUUGGAUCGGAGCCGUCCAUGCAGACUCAGAUUAUGGAAACAAUGGCAUGGCUUCUUUCCUUGGCACAGCACUCAAAGAGGGGAUCUGUGUGGAGUACAUUGAAUCUUUCUAUCGAACUGACCCAAAGAACAAGAUAAAAAAAGUAGCUGACGCCAUCCGCAGAUCUACAGCCAAAGUAGUUUUGGCAUUUGCAGGUGGGGGUGACAUGAAAGUCCUCUUAGAGGAGCUGAGCAGAGAACCUACCCCACAUCGGCAGUGGAUCGGAAGUGAAGGCUGGACAACCGACCCAAACUUGAUGAGAUUCAGUUUCUGUGCAGGAGCCAUCGGAGUUGCCAUCCAGCAAUCUGUCAUCCCAGGUCUGAGGGACUUCCUGCUGGAUCUCUCUCCCUCUGAAGUGGCAGCUUCAUCAGUGCUGACUGAGUUCUGGGAGGAUGCAUUCAACUGCAGCCUGACAGAAACUGCUGAUCCACAUAAGGGAAGGUGUGACGGAACUGAAGAUAUUAAAACCCUUAAGAGCCCAUACACUGACACGUCUCAGUUAAGGAUUUCUAACAUGGUUUAUAAGGCUGUUUAUGCUGUAGCUCAUGCUAUUCACAAUGCAGCGUGUCAGGAAACUAACGGAACCACUCAGUGUGACAAACACAUGCGUCUAGAGCCUGAACAGGUUUUUAUUGAACUAAAGAAAGUAAACUUUUCCCAAAAUGGCUACCAUGUUUCAUUUGAUCCCAACGGAGAUUCUGUGGCUUUUUAUGAGCUGGUAAACUGGCAGAAAAGUGAGAGUGGAGUUAUUGAACUGGUAACAGUGGGAUAUUAUGAUGCUUCACUGCCAAAAGGCCAGGAGUUUCGUAUCAACAGGAAUAUUACCUGGAUGGAUGGUUACAAACAAGUACCAGUGUCUGUUUGCUCUGAGAGUUGUCCUCCAGGGACUCGUAAAGUGUUGCAGAAAGGCAGGCCCAUCUGUUGCUAUGUUUGCAUACCAUGUCCUGAAGGGGAGAUUAGCAACAUGUCUGAUUCCCCUGAUUGCUUCCCUUGUCCCAGAGAGUUCUGGCCAAAUGCAAAAAGAGAUGCUUGCAUCGCCAAACCUGUGGAGUUUCUUUCCUAUAAAGAAGUCCUGUCAAUCAUCCUGGCUGUAGUUUCCAUCAGUGGAGCCUGUCUGGCCAUCAUUACAGCAGUGAUUUUCUUCUUUCACAGGGCAACACCAAUUGUCAGAGCAAACAACUCUGAGCUGAUUUAA
Molecule: messenger RNA, 1929 nt
Organism: Poecilia latipinna (sailfin molly)
Lineage: Eukaryota; Metazoa; Chordata; Actinopteri; Cyprinodontiformes; Poeciliidae
Product: vomeronasal type-2 receptor 1-like
Exons: 9
Coding region: 1-1929 (642 amino acids)
Biological process (GO): G protein-coupled receptor signaling pathway
Cellular component (GO): plasma membrane
Molecular function (GO): G protein-coupled receptor activity
Source: RefSeq, a predicted model, not a curated record